Cuscuta epithymum is the source of this 6095-nucleotide messenger RNA. Lineage: Eukaryota; Viridiplantae; Streptophyta; Magnoliopsida; Solanales; Convolvulaceae. The record is from the annotation of a GenBank genome assembly.
GGAACAAUUACCAAAAUCGGAGUAAAACAUAUGAGUUAUGCAAAAAUAGGAGUAACGUUUUAAAAUUCCCAAAAUAGGGGUAUUUUUUUCUAAAUGGACAAGGAUACCCCUGCCUGUUGCUGCCUGCUACUACAGUACCGCCGCCGGCAAGACUUCGCCGGACUGCUGCUGCCGGAGCUCCGGCGACCACCACCGGAAAGUUUUCCAGAUUUUUUCUGGACUUUUCCCAGCAUUUCUGCCGCCGCCGGAGUUCGCCGCCGCCGGAAUAUUCUGCCGCCACCGUCGGACUGCCCCUCUACCAAUGGACUGCCUUGGUUGCUCAAGGGAACUAGGGGGCAAUAAUUAAUUUGAAUAGAGGUUUCUGCCGGUCGCCGGAGCUCCACCGCCGGCCGUCGCCGUCUGCCACCGCCACCACCAGACUGCCGCCGCUACCAACGCCCUGCUCCGCCACCGACGGACUGCCCUUGUUGCCCAAGGGAAAUAGGGGGGGCAAUAAUUAAUUACAAUAGGGGUAUUAGGGGCAAAAAAAUUAAAGUUUACUCCUAUUUGGGGAAUAUUAGAAGUUAACUCCUAUUUAGGAUCUCAAAAAAACUCCUAUUUAGAGAAAUGUGUUAUGUUUUACUCCUCUUUCAAACAACCAAGAGCCAUCCCUAAUUGCAACUCCCUUGCCAUGACGCCAAAUUGAAGCCAGCAUCUCUUGGAGCGCCGGGAAGUUAAUUUUCCGGUCAGAAACCACCACACCUACCACCGGGAACCCCAACUGUUCUUCGCUUUCGUCCACAUCCCCUGCUCCUUCCGCAUCAAAAUCAAGCUCAUUCUCUGCCUCCCCUAUAGCCAUCUUUCUAUAAUUGUUAACAAUAUCGUCCACCUACAAAUUCCUGGUUCGAAACCUUCCCUUCGCUCGUCCUCAGCCUACCACUUAGCCGCCUGAUGACUGCCCUUUGAGCAAGCCGCUGGACGAAAUCAGAGACAGGCCCCUCGAGCACUCGCCGCGACCAAUUCAAGCCGCUGAACUCCCCUUCGUCUGCCUGAUGUCUCGAUAUUGAAAUCGGAGCACAGAAGAAACAAACCGAUCUUCGAUUGCAAGAAUCGAAAUCAGAAAAUACAACCCUAGCGGCGCACGCCCUAGGGAGAGAGAAAGUUUUUUUCCCGAUUUUGAGGAAAUUUAUUUUUAACUUGUUAAAUAUAAGAAGUUAUUAAUUAAAAUCAAAUUAUAUAUUCUAAAACCUCAUAUUAAAUAUUCUAAAAUUAUAUGACCAACAAUUUUUAUAAAAGAAAGAUAUAUGGAUUCACACAUAAAUAUAGUGUCUAAUUUGGUAUAUUUGAAACUUUAAUGGCCAAUAUGAGAUUCUCAUGCAACCAUAAUGUCUAAUUUGACUCUUAUCCUUUGUAAAUUAGAUCUGAACAGUUUUAUCCAAGGUUAUGUCGAUGACUAUACUUAGUAUAAAAAUGUUUGGAGAUUCAACCUGCAAUUCUGCAAACCAUUCAACAAACUCAUAUAGAUGAGUAAUGCUUAGAAGGCUGAACUUAAGAUCGACCGUCAUCAAGCUAGUAGGAGUGUAUGGGAUAACAUGAUUGGCUUCUAAUCGAGCAAAUAAAAUCAAAUGUGCUAUAACUCCUUUAAUGUCACUACGAUUGGAAGUUUAGACUUCACUUUUUGUUUCAAGUUAUUUUUACGGGGUUCGGAUAUACUAUCGUAUUUUUUUGUGUAUUGAUCUUUAAAAUGUUUAGGAAUUGUCUCCAAAAGGGUGUUUUCCCAAAACACGGGAAAAGUCAGCAUGUAGUGCAAAAACACGGGAAAAUUGUAGGGUUUCUAAGAAAACGAAUUUCGGAUGAUGAUGUUCCGAAUAGAUUUAGGGUUACAAGAGAGUAGGUUUAGCAGGCAUUCGGAAAGCAACAUUCCAAAUUUAUUAAUUUAUUUUAUGUAUUUUUUAAGUAUUCGGAACAUGGUGUUCCAAAUAGAGGUUUUUUAAUUUUUUGAUGCACCAUUCGGAUGAUGCACUUCCAAAUCUAACUUUUUUAAUUUUUAUUUUAUCUAUAGAAAUUAAAUUUGAUAUGUAUGAGUAACUAUUUUAAUUAGGGGUGGGAAAAACCGACCCUGGAUUGCCCCGAAUUAUGAUCCCGGGGCGGAUUUUUUCUUUUUAACCGACCCAAAUUUAAAAAAUAAACCCCGGAACGAACCUAAAAUUACGGGCUCAUAGACGGACCUUAAAAUAUAACCCCGUCCGGACAAAUAAAAAUCCGAAACAACUAGCUAUAAUAUAAAAUUAAUACUCCGUAUAAUAUAUGAAUAUAAAUUUAUAAAUAUUUCCUAAUAUAUGAUAAUAGUCACGGUGCAUAAAAAAUGAUUUAGCAACUUUUAGUAACUAAAAAUAUGUUCAAUUUGUUUAGCGUAAUGACCAUUAAAUAUAUUUACAUCAACUCUAGUCACAUUUAUCUAUAUAUUUUAUUUCGUAAUAUUAAUUUUCAGGAAACCUAUAUUAUUUAUUUACAUGCAUCUUAAAUAAAAUAUUAAGAUAAUUAUCUUCUUUGGAUUUGAAUUGUUGGUGAUUUUGGAGACUUGUAUUUGUGUUAUUAUUUUCGAUUUGUAUUUUUAAUUAAUUUUGUUUGAAAAUAGGUGUUAAAGUAUAAAAAAACAAUGAGAUAUUUCAAGUUCGAGCUUUAAGUGAUCCAACCCGAACCCGGACCAAACCCGGGCUACCAAAAAUCCGACUCGGACCAAAUAUAAUGGGCUUUGUUCCGGUCCCUAAUUUUCAUAACCCGAGACUUUCCGGGUAAUUUCCGGGUUUAACAAAACCCCGAACCAGACUGGACCGUUCCCACCCCUAAUUUUAAUAUGUACAAUUUAAAUCUGUAUUAUUGUAACCCGUACAAUUUAUUUGUUUUUGUAAUAUUUUUUUAACGCAACUCUUAUAAAAAAAAUUAAACGCAUGUAUCAUUUUUAAUUUUGUGUUGAAUUUUGUUUUCAAUGUUGCAUUUUUAAUUUUGUUUUUCUUCAUUCGGAAAUUACAAUUAGCAAUUGACCCCGCAUUCCCAAUAUUCUUUUUUUUUUUUCAUUUGGAAAAUAGCAUUCCAAAUUGACCCACCUCCCAUUUCCUCCCUUUUCCAUUCGGAAUACCCCAUUCCAAAUUGACCCCACCACCUCGCCCUAACUCAUUUGGAAAAUGGCUUUCCGAAUCCCGUUUUUUUGUAUCCUAAUUGGAACUCCCGUGUUUUUGCUCAAUGUGUUAGAAACUCCCCUGGUUUAGGAAUUGUCUCUGCACAAAAUAGUCAAAAGUUGCAUUCCUCCCUAAUGAUUGCUUUGCAUUUAUUUCUAAAAGAUAAAAACUGUUUGUGUACACCUCAUGUCAUUAAUGCCCUAUAAAUAUGGCUUCUCAAGACUUUUAUUUGUAUUUUUAAUUUUUUAAAAUAAGACAAAAUAUAUUGUAUUUUAUUUGUAUGAAAUAACUUGUUCAAAGACAAAAUAUAUUGUAUUUAUGAAUAAACUAUUCAUAGAUAAAAAAAAUACGGAGCAGUUUUCAUAAAAAAGAACUAAGAACUACUGUUAUGGAACAAUAAGAACUAAGUCAUCAAGUAUAUUCAAAGUUUCAACAGCCAUUUCCUCAUAAUAUAUCCUAGUGCAAUAGUGCCCCAACAAAAUAUACGGAGUAUUUGGUAAGAAUUGAGCUUAUGAGACAAUAAUGCAUAUUUAUGAUCAAGUCAGGCAAUUGUUCCCAUACUAUCUUUAUCCCAUAAUUCAUUUUUUAUAAGCUUGUCGAAUUACUCGAAUAUCUCAUUUAAUAAUUUUUGUGGAAUCAUGGUGGAAUGAGAGAUUGUUUUAUGAUUAACAAAAUAAUUAGCAACCAAAAUAUGAAUGUAGAUUAUUUCAAAAUUAUUUUUGAAAUUAGAAGUACGUAAUUUGUGAGUGUGGGAUCACAAAUAACCCAUUAAAAUGAGAUAACGAUUUAAGUAAUCUAUAGGGUAGAUAUUAUUGUAAAAAAAUGUAAAUAAGGAUCAUAAAAAUCUGUUUAUUUGUGAAUGUUCGAACAAUUUAUGUGUUUUAUAGUAGUAGAAAUCUGCGUUUUAUAUUAAAACAAAACAAUCGUUAUUAAGAGAGUCUUAGUUAUUUGGCUAAAAAAUACCUUAGCUUACUGCAAAAUUAUUACUCCCUCCGAUUCUUAAUUAAGUUCAUAGUUUAACCUCACACAUAUUAAGAAAUAAAUUUGACUUUACUGUGGAGUGCACUGUUUGAACAUUGCUUGACACUGUUUAAACACUGUUUGACACUGUUUGACACUGUUUUGGUGUAAAUCAUUUGCCAAAUAAGGAAAGAUUUGAAGUAGGAACUGUGAUAUGGACCAUCCCAAAAAGAAAAUUAGGAACUUAAUUACGGAACAGAGGGAGUAUCUUCGUAAGGAAAAUUCUUAGUGUACACAAGUUGUAUACAAAUUGUACACAAAACCCCUUAGUUGUCUGCGUACACAGGCAAUUCGUUUAAAAAAGUGCAGGACUUGAUGUUAAAUUGUCUAUGUACACAGACAAUGUACACAUUUUGUGUACAUCUUAUAUACACCAAGAAUGAUCCAUCUUCGUAAUAUGACAGUGCCCUUGUUGAAAAUUAUUUGCCGCCGUACAAGAACGAGCAGCAGCAAUUGUUGAAAAUUUUGACAAGGCUUCGGACCAAUAUUUUACUACGACUAAAGUCUUUCAAACAAAAGGUUAAAAUUGACUUCCCCAUUCUCCGGAAGAUGUAUACGAAGUACUACCUCAGUACCUCCAUCCUGGCAUGUGAAGAAAAAUACUCUGUACAAGACAGUUUGUGCACCCAAUUAUACAUGCCUCUCAAAUUGUACAGAUAAUUUGACUGGCAUUUUGUGAAGAAGUCAAUAUCUAGAUUGACAAAACAAAAAAUUUGUCUGUAUCAUAAACAUUUAAAAUUUCUCGUUUAAAAUUAUUUGUAUCAGAGAUAUUUUAAGAAACAUUCUCGUUUAAAAUGUCUACAAUACAGACAAUUUUUUUGCCUAUGUGAAAAUCGAUUUUCUUCAUAAAAAGCCAGUCAAAUUGUCUGUAUCAAUGACAUUUUAUGAAAUAGUUGAAAAUGUCUGUGAUACAGACAAAUUUUUGUUUUUGUCUGUAUGGAAAUUGGUUUUCUUCAUAAAACGUCGAUCAAAUUAUCUGUACAGUUUGACUGGUGUGUAUAGUGGCGUAUUAGCGUAUACAAUGUCGUGCACACGAAGCGGGACUGGUAUUUCAAUAACAUUGGGACAUUAGAAAGUGACACAGUUAUUAAGAAAAAUAAGUUUAUGCAAUUGAUAUUGAAUUGAUAUAAUAAAAAUAAAGUAAAAAUGAUUUGAAACCAAACAAAUUUUAUCAAAGUUAGUAAGAGACAAUCUUAUAUAGGGAAUGUUUGCGAUUGCUUCAACUUUAAAUAAGCGUUUUUUAAAGUGAUUUUAGAGAAAGUGCUUAAAACCAAAAGUUGAGUGUUUUAAAAUAGAAGUGAUUAAGGUGAAAAAGGUUAAAGUUAGAGUGUUUGAUAAAAAAAUAAUCUUAAGUGGUAUAUUUUACGUAGUAUUAAACUACAAAAAUGCCCUUGAAUGUAAAACAUUUUUUACCAUCUCUUUGUUGCCCAGCUUCAACACCUUUCAAAGUAGGGAGUAUGGGGCGCCAUCUCUUUGUUGACCAACUCUCCUACCACCCUGCAAUUACAAUUGCUUCCUUCAAUCCAAGUGAAAAAUUAGAAAGUCGUAUGUGGCGCCAUCUCUCAUCUGGAUUUCUACAAUUGCUUCCACUUCUGAAUUUUAUUCCUGCAAUUCUUUCCCCUGUCCAUCGAAUUUUGUUCUUCCAAUUACUCCUGGCAAUUUACUUGGAAUUUCAAUCUCAUGUUCCCUCAUCUCCAUGCUUCUCAUCAUUUCUUCAAAGCUGAGUGAUGAUGAUGAAGACUGUUCCUCUCGUAAACCCUCCUUAUUUUCAGAAAUGUCUGGACAUUUUGCAGAAGUUGAAGCUAUUUCAUUGUUGAACAUUUGAUAAAGCCGGCUGACUAAGGUCUGAAAGGGGACAUGGAACAGGACGAAAGUGUACUAGGAGACGAGGGUAUCUUUGGUCCAAGGCCAAUACAC